UUACGCAUAAUACACGCCUACAGAAACUCCCGAAGCUGCAAGAGGACGAAAAGAGCGGCAUUCGUUCUCAGCAGUAUGUCGAUUCUAUCGGGCUACACAUCCAAUUCUGAGCCCGAAUGUAGUGUUUAUCUAGAAUAACAAGUGGAAUAUUCUUCAGUUGAUUUACCCACGAAGUUCGGGAGGCGUUUUAUUUGGUGUCCUGGACGUUGACCAAUCAGACAGCUGCAUGUGGAAGGUCUCAGCCAAUGAUGGAGGCCUGGCCAGCAGCCUGGGUCCUACUUUUAACGCUAAUCGCUGAUUGGCUGGAAGCGGCUCAAUCACGGGACUUCACUCUGAAGGACAUCAUCCUCCUCCAUCCAUCAACCACACCUCAUCCUGGAGGGUUCAAGUGCUUCACAUGUAAAGAUGCACCAGACAACUACGAAUGCAAUCGCUGGGCUCCGGACGUAUACUGCCCACGAGAGACCAGGUACUGCUACACCCUCCAUGUGAUGGACGUCCAGGGGAACACUGUGUCUGUGACCAAACGCUGCGUGGCCCUGGUCCACUGUCUGUCUACAGGCUGCACCCAGGACAACCAUGAAGGAUACAAGGUCUGCACUGUUUGCUGUGAAGGAAACAUCUGUAACAUGCAGUUGCCAAGAAACAAGACAGAUGCCAUCUUUUCCACCACCUCUCUCCUCCACAGCAGUAACGGUCUACUCACACACUACUGGCUGCUCACUGGCUGUCUGAGCUCUACCGUCAUCAGCGUCAUGCUUUCCAACAGUCUAUGACAUUAACAAUCCUACCGUCAUCAGCGUCAUGCUAUCCAACAGUCUAUGACAUCUAACACUCCUACCGUCAUCAGCGUCAUGCUAUCUAACACUCCUACCAUCAUCAGCGUCAUGCUAUCCAACAGUCUAUGACAUCUAACACUCCUACCGUCAUCAGCGUCAUGCUAUCUAACACUCCUACCGUCAUCAGCGUCAUGCUGUCCAACAGUCUAUGACAUUAACACUCCUACCGUCAUCAGCGUCAUGCUAUCCAACAGUCUAUGACAUUAACACUCCUACCGUCAUCAGCGUCAUGCUGUCCAACAGUCUAUGACAUCUAACACUCCUACCGUCAUCAGCGUCAUGCUAUCCAACAGUCCAUGACAUCUAACACUCCUACCGUCAUCAGCGUCAUGCUAUCUAACACUCCUACCGUCAUCAGCGUCAUGCUAUCUAACACUCCUACCGUCAUCAGCGUCAUGCUGUCCAACAGUCUAUGACAUCUAACACUCCUACCGUCAUCAGCGUCAUGCUAUCUAACACUCCUACCGUCAUCAGCAUCAUGCUAUCUAACAGUCUAUGACAUUAACACUCCUACCGUCAUCAGCGUCAUGCUAUCCAACAGUCUAUGACAUUAACACUCCUACCGUCAUCAGCGUCAUGCUAUCUAACACUCCUACCGUCAUCAGCGUCAUGCUAUCUAACAGUCUAUGACAUUAACACUCCUACCGUCAUCAGCAUCAUGCUAUCCAACAGUCUAUGACAUCUAACACUCCUACCGUCAUCAGCGUCAUGCUAACACUCCUACUGUCAUCAGCGUCAUGCUAUCUAACAGUCUAUGACAUUAACACUCCUACCGUCAUCAGCGUCAUGCUAUCCAACAGUCUAUGACAUUAACACUCCUACCGUCAUCAGCGUCAUGCUAUCCAACAGUCUAUGACAUUAACACUCCUACCGUCAUCAGCGUCAUGCUAUCUAACACUCCUACCGUCAUCAGCGUCAUGCUAUCUAACAGUCUAUGACAUUAACACUCCUACCGUCAUCAGCGUCAUGCUAUCCAACAGUCUAUGACAUUAACACUCCUACCGUCAUCAGCGUCAUGCUAUCUAACACUCCUACCGUCAUCAGCGUCAUGCUAUCUAACAGUCUAUGACAUUAACACUCCUACCAUCAUCAGCAUCAUGCUAUCCAACAGUCUAUGACAUCUAACACUCCUACCGUCAUCAGCGUCAUGCUAUCUAACACUCCUACUGUCAUCAGCGUCAUGCUAUCUAACAGUCUAUGACAUUAACACUCCUACCGUCAUCAGCGUCAUGCUAUCCAACAGUCUAUGACAUUAACACUCCUACCGUCAUCAGCGUCAUGCUAUCCAACAGUCUAUGACAUUAACACUCCUACCGUCAUCAGCGUCAUGCUAUCUAACACUCCUACCGUCAUCAGCAUCAUGCUAUCUAACAGUCUAUGACAUUAACACUCCUACCGUCAUCAGCGUCAUGCUAUCCAACAGUCUAUGACAUCUAACACUCCUUCUGCAUGGUAGAGGAAGUAUAUCUAAAAUUUGAUCACCAGAUAUUUGGUGUUAUAAUUUUAUUAAGUUGUUUAAUUUAUUACAUUUUUCCUCUUUUUUAACCGAGACGGUAUUGAUGGAAUCUUCUAGAUUUUGGCUCAUCCUAAGAAGUUCUGUUAUAUUUACUGGAUUCUAUGUGCAGUAUGUGAUAUAUGUACAUAGUAUUUAUUUUGUAUAAUACAUUUAACAAUUGUUAAAUACCUGUAGUUAACAUUAGAUUCAGGUAGAAUGAAACGUGAACUAGGUUGCAGUGCAGUGUUUUUGUUCCUGGAGUCUUGUGGUUGGUUGAUUUAGGCUGUGUGCCCACCAUACACAUGAGACUGAUGACUGAUCAUUUCCUCUCAACCCAUUGGCUAUCUGGCGCUGGCUGUGGAAGAUAUGACGUCAACCAUAACACUACAAUGUUGUAACAUGUUUCUGUAUUUCUUACAGUUCUGUCCAAUAGAAAGGUUGGCACUUAUUGAUUAGCAUGUUGUCUUUAGGAUGAUGGUCUAAACAUCCUGUACAGAUCCCAUAUACCAGGUUUGGUAUACAUUGUUCACAAUUAAAUGUAUUACACCAGGUUUGGUAUACAUUGUUCACAAUUAAAUGUAUUACACCAGGUUUGGUAUACAUUAUGUUCACAAUUAAAUGUAUUACACCAGGUUUGGUAUACAUUGUUCACAAUUAAAUGUAUUACACCAGGUUUGGUAUACAUUAUGUUCACAAUUAAAUGUAUUACACCAGGUUUGGUAUACAUUGUUCACAAUUAAAUGUAUUACACCAGGUUUGGUAUACAUUAUGUUCACCAUUAAAUGUAUUACACCAGGUUUGGUAUACAGUGUUCACCAUUAAAUGUAUUACACCAGGUUUGGUAUACAUUGUGUUCACCAUUAAAUGUAUUACACCAGGUUUGGUAUACAGUGUUCACCAUUAAAUGUAUUACACCAGGUUUGGUAUACAUUGUCUUCACCAUUAAAUGUAUUACACCAGGUUUGGUAUACAGUGUUCACCAUUAAAUGUAUUGCACCAGGUUUGGUAUACAGUGUUCACCAUUAAAUGUAUUACACCAGGUUUGGUAUAGUGUUCACCAUUAAAUGUAUUACACCAGG
This is a messenger RNA of Salmo salar (Atlantic salmon), 3413 nucleotides long. RefSeq names its product ly6/PLAUR domain-containing protein 6. The record is from RefSeq and is a predicted model, not a curated record. Gene Ontology annotation, molecular function: acetylcholine receptor inhibitor activity. NCBI's taxonomy places the organism in Eukaryota, Metazoa, Chordata, Actinopteri, Salmoniformes, Salmonidae. Gene Ontology annotation, biological process: positive regulation of canonical Wnt signaling pathway.